Molecule: messenger RNA, 532 nt
Organism: Dimorphilus gyrociliatus
Lineage: Eukaryota; Metazoa; Annelida; Polychaeta; Dinophilidae
Source: the annotation of a GenBank genome assembly
AAUGGUUCGUGCAUACUAUAUGGAUAGUUCUGAUGCUGAUCAGCGAGAAGAUCACAGGCUCAACGACGCCGAUUUGAGUCUUGAUGAGUUAAAGGCAAAAACUGGCGUAAAUUACUUUUACUUCGAACCAAAUAGUGAAGAAGAUAUGGCUAAACUUGCAAAGUUAAAACAAGAAAACAAAUAUACAUUUGAAGAUGAAAUCGUCAUUGACGAAAAUAUGGCAGAGUAUGAGAAAAAGAUCAAGAUGUUCUACAGAGAGCAUAUUCACUCUGACGAAGAAAUUCGUUAUGUAGCAGAUGGCUCUGGCUAUUUUGACUUACGGGAUAAAGAAGACAAGUGGAUAAGGGUAGCUGUUUCCAAAGGAGAUUUACUAAUUGUUCCAGCAGGAAUUUAUCAUCGAUUUACCUUAGAUACUAAUAACUAUAUUCACGCUAGACGUUAUUUUGUUGGAGAGCCUGUUUGGACUCCAAUAAAUCGUCCAUGCGAAGAUCAUUCAGCUAGAAUUGAAUACCUGAAAUCUAUGGCUGUCUAA